AUGAAGACAUCGGAAAAUGCCGGCGAAAAAUUACAGCAUGGGAUAAAUGCUCCCUCGAGUUCUAACAACACCAAGGAUGAUGGUGAUGAUGGUAUGGCACAGCCGCGUGUGAACGAUCGAAUACUUUCAAAGAUCAAGCCAAGCAGCUUUGGUCAGACGAGCGCAGCUGCUAGUGAAAUGUCAUCUAAAUGUAGAUUGUAUUCGUCGAUCAACAUAUCGGCUGAUAAGUGGUUGCUCACGCUGGACGAAUCUUCGGUGGAAAAGCUGGAGAAGCCGCCUUCGUUGGCUGAUGGUUUGGACAGAAAAACCGAGGAGGAUCUGCGCUUCCUCGGCUGUGAACUCAUCCAGUCCGGUGCCAUAUUACUCCGAAUACCUCAGGUGGCGGCGGCAACCGCUCAAAUAUUAUUUCAGCGCUUUUACUACCAGAGGUCGUUCGUACGCCAUGAUUUUGGAUACACGGUAAUGGCGUGUCUUUUGUUAGCGAGCAAGAUUGAGGAGGCACCACGUCGGCCACGCGAUGUUAUCAACGUGUUCCAUCGUUUGGAGCACUUACACGGCAAACGGAACGAAUCUAAAAAGUAA
This is a messenger RNA of Gongylonema pulchrum, 582 nucleotides long. NCBI's taxonomy places the organism in Eukaryota, Metazoa, Nematoda, Chromadorea, Rhabditida, Gongylonematidae. The record is from the annotation of a GenBank genome assembly.